This is a messenger RNA of Suncus etruscus (white-toothed pygmy shrew), 1759 nucleotides long. It is a transcript of the gene FTO, whose product is annotated as FTO alpha-ketoglutarate dependent dioxygenase. Lineage: Eukaryota; Metazoa; Chordata; Mammalia; Eulipotyphla; Soricidae. Bases 27 to 1622 code for a protein of 531 amino acids. The transcript is spliced from 11 exons. The record is from RefSeq and is a predicted model, not a curated record. Gene Ontology annotation, molecular function: broad specificity oxidative DNA demethylase activity; mRNA N6-methyladenosine dioxygenase activity; ferrous iron binding. Gene Ontology annotation, biological process: RNA repair; DNA alkylation repair; regulation of multicellular organism growth.
UUGGUGAAGGCGGCUGUAGCGGCAGCAUGAAGCGGUCCCCGACUCCCGAGGAACGCGAGCGCGAAGCAAAGAAACUGAGACUUCUUGAAGAGAUUGAAGACACUUGGCUUCCUUAUCUAACCCCCAAAGAUGACGAAUUUAAUCAACAGUGGCAGCUGAAAUACCCUAAAUUAAUUCUCCGAGAGGCUAGCAGUAUACCAGAAGAGCUCCAUAAAGAGGUUCAAGAAGCCUUUCUUACACUGCAAAAGCACGGCUGCUUAUUUCGGGACCUGGUGAAAGUCCAAGGCAAAGAUGUACUCACUCCUGUAUCUCGCAUUCUCAUUGGUAACCCAGGCUGCACCUACAAGUACCUGAAUACCCGGCUCUUUACAUUACCUUGGCCUGUGAAGGGUUCUGAUGCAAAAUACAGCACGGAUGAAAUAGCCGAAGCAUGCCAAAUCUUCCUGAAGCUCAACGAAUAUUUGCAGUUAGAGACCUUCCACGCCUUGGAAGAACUUGUUGCCAAAGACAAAAAUGAUAUCGAUUCUGUGCCAGUGUGUAUAGGUCCAAAUUUCCCCAAGGUUGAUACACCAGAUGAAAUGGAAUUAAAGAACAGGUCAGCAUUCAAUGUGACUCUCUUAAAUUUUAUGGAUCCUCAGCAAAUGACAUACUUGAAGGAAGAACCUUAUUUUGGCAUGGGGAAAAUGGCGGUGAGCUGGCAUCAUGAUGAAAAUCUGGUGGACAAGUCGGCGGUGGCAGUGUACAAUUAUAGCUGUGAAGUGCCUGAGAUCGAACCCAGGGUCUCAGACUUGCAAGGUCUUCAAAACACUACUGCAAGAAAUAUGCUUACCGAAAAGUCAGUUUGCAGCCUCUGUUCUAAGGGAGAAGAAAGCGAUGACGAUCCUGAGUUCGAAGGCAGAGAUCCUGACAUUUGGCACGCUGGUUUUAAGAUCUCCUGGGAUAUAGAAACACCUGGCUUGGCAAUACCCCUCUACCCUGGAGACUGCUAUUUUAUGCUUGAUGAUCUCAAUGCUACCCACCAACACUGCGUUUUGGCUGGUUUACCACCUCGAUUUAGUUCCACCCACCGAGUGGCAGAGUGCUCCACGGGAACCUUGGAUUAUAUUUUACAGCGCUGUCAGUUGGCUCUGCAGAAUAUCCGCGAGGAGUCAGACAACGGUGACAUCUCUUUAAAAUCCCUGGAUCCUGCAGUACUGAAACAAGGGGAAGACAUCCACAAUGAGGUGGAGUUUGAGUGGCUGAGACAGUUUUGGUUUCAAGGCAAUCGGUAUACUAAGUGUACUGAGUGGUGGUGUCAACCUAUAGCUCAAUUAGAGGACAUGUGGAAGAAGAUGGAAGGUGUGACAAAUGCUGUGCUUCAUGAAGUUAGAACAGAGGUGCUCCCCGUGGAACAAAGAAAUGAAAUCUUGACUGCCAUCCUGGCCUUGCUCACUACACGCCAGAACCUGAGGAAGGAAUGGCAUGCCAGGUGCCAGUCCCGAAUUGUUCGAACUCUCCCCACAGACCAGAAGCCAGAAUGUCGACCCUACUGGGAAAAGGAUGAUCCUUCCAUGCCACUGCCCUUUGACCUCACAGACACUGUUUUAGAACUCAAAGGCCUACUUCUGGAAGGAAAGCCCUAGAAGGAACACAAGUCGACGGUGGAGGAAAAAGAAGAAACUUGAAGCCCCUCCAGCCUUACUCUGGGCAAAGGCAGUAUGGAUAAACUUAGCCUGUAGAUUGUAGAACCAGGUUCCAGUUGGAAACUUCUAAAAAACUG